AUGACGGAGCCUUAUGGAGCAGCCCUGAACAAAGACUGGAACGCAUUGAAGAACUUCUACGAGUUGCACAAGGAAUUCGUGACUGCUUCUCUGACGGUCACCGGAGACACUGCCCUUCACAUUGCAGUCCACAGCGGAAACACGCAAUUGGUAAGGUCUCUGCUCAACCAAAUAUUGGGCGACGACAAAGGCAAUGAGUCCCCGCUGUUUCAUUCUUUUAUCGAAGAAUUGGCGCCCCUUCGGAGAAAGAACGAGUACGGGGACACGGCUCUCCACGAGGCAGCCUCCCGCGGACAUCUCGAAAUCGUCAAGUUAUUGCUGGACCGCGAUGAAGAGCUUCUCAAAGUUAAGAACAACAGAGGAGAGACUCCUCUGUUCCGGGCAGCUGCGUUUGGCCAGACAAAAGUGGUCAGAUUUUUAGCUUCGAGAGUCGACGACAUGCGAACUCACCGCAGACGAGAUGAUAGCACCAGCAUUCUUCACAUAGCCGUCCUCGGAAGAUACUUUGAAACUGCAGUGGAAUUACUCCGACACGACAUAUCGCCGGAUUCGAUAGAUGAAAACGGCAUGACAUGUUUUCAGCUGCUAGCUAACAUGCCGUCUGCUUUCAGGAGUGGUUACUCCAUGGGAAAAUUGGCCAGUCUACUCUAUUAUUAUUACGACGAAGAUGAUGAUAUAGUGCCGCAGCAUGCCUCAAGCGGAAAGAAAGAUCUGGAGAGUGGACAGGGAUCUAGCCAAGGAAACAUUCCUACAGGCCUUCCUCAAAAGGAUGAUCAGAAACUCGAUGAUAUAGUACCGCAGCCCGCCUCGAGUAAAGAGGAAGAUUUGGAAAGUGGCCAUGGAAGGAAACCUCUCCAGGGAUAUAGCCAAGUAAACCAACCUACUGGGACCUUAAAAGCUUACUGUAAUUUUUGGAGGGGCGCAGCUCUAGUAUUGCCAGCCAUUGGAAAACUGUGGGACAUAAAGAAGAAGCAAAGCAAAGUGCUGGAGCUUCUCAAUAUUCUUGCCAAACAGGAUUUAUCAUGGAUUGGUGGAAACUUUGGAGGCGCCCCGGAUGAAAAAAUCCACCUUCCUGUGCAUGAAAAAGAUGAUGCAGAAGAAGCUGACAAAGAUGAUGAAGAAGACGCCGGCUCUUCUAGGUCUCACGCAGCUUCCGAAACUAGUUUUCGGUUCGAGACUCCGCUCAUUGCAGCAGCAAGAAAUGGGAUCAUGGAGAUAGUGGAGGCCAUACUGAAAGUGUAUCCGCAGGCGAUCGAGCAUGUAAACCAAAGAAAUGAGAACAUAUUCCAUGUCGCAGCGAGAUAUCGAAGAGCAGAAAUAUUAGAGCUCCUCCAAUCUUCGCACAUUCCAAUUUCGAGGCUGAGGAGGAAGAUCAACGCAGAUGGUGACAGUAUUUUGCACAAAGCGGCUUAUUUGGGAGAGUAUUCUUUGAGGGAUAGGCCUGGGGAAGCCCUUCGUAUGCAGUCUGAGAUUCAAUGGUUUAAGAGAGUGCAGAAAAUAGUGCCUUCAUAUUUCAUCAACCACCGGAACAAAGAUGAACACACAGCCCAAUUCUUGUUCAGCAAACAACACAGAGACCUUGUCAGGCGCGGUCAGGAAUGGCUGAUGCGGACCACGCAGGCCUGCACCCUCGUCGCCGUCCUCAUCGCCACCGUCGCCUUCACCUGCGCCUACACCGUCCCCGGCGGCUCCAGCAAGACCGGCCACCCCCUCCUCCUCAGGACGACUCCAUUCAUCGUCUUCACGACCGCCGACACACUCUCCCUCUGCUUCUCCCUCACCUCCGUCGUCGUUUUCCUCUCCAUCAUGACCUCCAAAAUGCAAGAGCAGGACUUCCGGAGGUCCCUACCGUUGAAGCUGGUUUUAGGCCUCACCACACUGUUCUUCGCGGUGGCGGCUAUGAUGGUCGCUUUCGCCGCAACACUCGUGCUCAUGAUGAGGAAGAGGCUUCACUGGGCCGCCAUUCCCAUCUACACCAUCGCUUGUUGUCCGGUUACUAUCUUCCUUGUUCUGCAGCUUCCGUUGUAUCUGAAUAUCGCUUGGUUCACUGUACAGGACUUGGUGCAGAGUUUGAUUUCCUCUUUUCCUCAUGGCAAGUGUUUGAACCCGAGAUCAUGCGCUAAAGAAUCUUAAUUUUCCUGUUCAU
Messenger RNA from Morus notabilis, 2146 nucleotides. RefSeq names its product ankyrin repeat-containing protein ITN1. The transcript is spliced from 7 exons. The record is from RefSeq and is a predicted model, not a curated record. The coding region runs from base 1 to 2133 and encodes 710 amino acids. NCBI's taxonomy places the organism in Eukaryota, Viridiplantae, Streptophyta, Magnoliopsida, Rosales, Moraceae. Gene Ontology annotation, molecular function: protein binding.